UUGAUGGGUCUCAGUAGAUUUGAAAUUGCCACCUGGGGAGUUCAGCAAUAAGGAGUACUACAGACCUUUGCAAACAUGAUGAUGUUAAGAGUGGAAGAGCUGGUUAGUGGCAAAAAGUGUGAGGACAAAGAGAAUGGAGAACAGGAGUUCAGAGGAGGAGAAUAUGAAUCAGCAGUUACCAAAGAGAAGCACGAUGAUCUGAAAUCACACAACGAGGUCCUGCCUUUGAAACAGAACUUCCAAAAUGAGAACAACCAGAAAGAAGCAACGGUUAGAAAAGUCGAACCAAAGUCUAAGCUUGAUACUCUGGAUGAUCUUCAAAGUAUUGUGAAUCUGAAGAAGAGGAAGAGAACAAAGAGAAUACCAGCUGCAAAAAAAGAACCAGAGCCAGAAGUUAUACCCGAGGUAGUGGAUGUCACCACAUUCUUGAAAGCUGCACUGGAGAAUAAAUUACCUGUGAUUGAGAAGUACCUUGCAGAUGGUGGUGAUCCCAAUGCUUGUGAUCAGUUUCAAAGGACAGCAUUGCACAGAGCAUGCUCAGGAGGUCAUAUGGAAAUUGUGAAUAAAUUACUUGAAGCUGGGGCUUUGAUUGAAAACAAAGAUAAGCUUCAUUCCACUGCUGUCCACUGGGUGUGUCGUGGUGGAUCCCUUCCUGUUUUGGAGCUGUUAUUGAACAAAGGGGGGAAUUUCAAUGCAAGAGACAAGUUGCGUAGUACUCCUUUACAUGUGGCUGUCAGGACUGGACAUUAUGAAUGUGCUGAACAUCUCAUUGCUUGUGGAGCAGAUAUCAAUGCAAAAGACCUGGAAGGAGACACUUCCUUGCAUGAUGCUGUGAGGUUGAACCGUUUCAAAGUCAUCAGGCUUUUGCUUAUGUAUGGAGCAAACGUGACCACUAAGAAUUCUGAUGGGAAGACCCCAAUGGAAAGUGUACUUCAGUGGCAGAGUGGAGCAAAAAACAUCUUCAGUAGCUUUGUGGAAGAGCCAAGCAAGACCACAAAUUAAAGCACUUUGAAGACGUGACAAUGCCAACCAACAAUUAACUACAGUUGUUGUACAACUUUGUGAAGAAAGCAUGUCAUGAACUUGCAUUCAGCAAACAUGCUAUGCUGAAAAGUGUUAACUUACUUAUUGAUCUUUGCUUCUGAAACUUAAUCUGUAAUAUGUGCUAUUUAUUUUGUUAUUUAAUAAUUUAUUUAAAGGAAAGAUCAGGGGAAGAUCAGCAAAUACUUUUAUUUUUAAUGAUUAGUUGUCAUUGUGUUGAAAGCAGGAUAUAUUUUAGUUAACUGACUUGGCUGGUAGCAAAUCAAAGGAAUUAGCAGAGAUGAUUAAACUAUAAGAAAGUUGAUGAUAAAAAGUAUCUUUGAAAAAAUACUAAGAGUUUAUUUGAAGAAAAUGCCUAUUGGGUUAAUGUGAUCUGACAAAAGUACAUUCAUUACCCUUUUAAAGUUGAGGAAAUUUAAACAGCAGCACAUCUAAUUCCGUUCCACGUCAGCUGUUUUCAAUAUUUUAGUAAACAUAAUUCUCUCCAGGAGUACUAUUAGGAUUUUCAGCAAUGUUUUACUGCUGCACAGUAAUAAUAUAUAAAGUACUACUUGGAUGACCAGUGUACACAUGCCUGUGGAAUAUUCUGUAAUUAGUUAGUGUCAGAUCCACAUUAUACAAGAGUGUUGAAUUUAACCUGACAGAGAAUGUAGUGAAGGACUGAGUAGCUGUUGGGGGAAAAAGAGCAAACAAUUUUUAUGAGGCAAUGUUGUCAGUACAGGAGGCCUUGGAUUGUAAUGCACUUACUGUAAUUUUUAUACUUAAUGUAAAGUAUAUAUGUACAUUUUGCAAAUAUUUAACUAUUCUUUUAGCUAUUGUAUGUCCAAUAAAAAUGCAUUGCAAUUUC
Messenger RNA from Polyodon spathula (Mississippi paddlefish), 1888 nucleotides. Its product is annotated as ankyrin repeat domain-containing protein 1-like. The record is from RefSeq and is a predicted model, not a curated record. Bases 76 to 1002 code for a protein of 308 amino acids. Gene Ontology annotation, cellular component: nucleus. Gene Ontology annotation, molecular function: RNA polymerase II-specific DNA-binding transcription factor binding. Gene Ontology annotation, biological process: regulation of transcription by RNA polymerase II. NCBI's taxonomy places the organism in Eukaryota, Metazoa, Chordata, Actinopteri, Acipenseriformes, Polyodontidae. The transcript has 9 exons.